AUGCUGCAGCCCCCGGCCCUGGCGUGCCGGGUCCGCACCGCCGUGCGCCCAGGGAAUAAAAUUACAAGUCGCUCCGGCUUUCAGAUGAUUGAUCCCCGCAAACCCCUGAGAGUGGGGCUCGUCGACAGAGAAGUCAAAAGCAAAUUCCGUUCCCUUUGGAGCUGCGCCGCUAGAGACUGGGCCCAGCUGGGUGGUGAUGAAAGGAUCUGGAAGAGUCUAUACUGGUUCCUCUGCUCACCCCAGGCCGUGGGCCUGGUGGUCUACUGGAUUGGGGAUUUGUCCAUUGAGUACCUGGUGGGAAGAACAGAGGAGACAGGGGAGGGCGGGGUCGGCGGCGCCGGCGCGGGGUGGGUGUGGCUGGCGGACACGCCCUUGACUCCGCCCCCGGACGCGGAGCUAAGUAGAAGCUCAGUAAGCGAUUGUGAUUGUGGCGUGCCCUCGCUGGGUUACGCAUCGGCGCGAGCUGCUGCCGAGGCCGACUUCCCCUCUGCUUGGACGUGGGUCUGGACCCCCACAGUACGGCUGGCCCCCGCCGACAUGGAGCAAAAGGCUGAGGAGCUGAGCCAGUGGCAGGCUGUGCAGCAGCCCACGCAGGUCAUGGAGAUGUGGAGGAACCGUCUCUUAGCUGCUAAAGCAUCUGAGCAAAAUGUGGAUGAAAUGGGUUUGCAUGGAGCAUGGAGCAUGGAACAUGGAGCAGGCUACGGUUCCCAAGUAGCUUCUAUUCCUCCCCAGAUGUACUGUCACGGAAUGUCUCCUUCCCAGUCUGGGACAAUGAUGUGCCAAGGGUCCCAGGUGAUGCCCCUAGGAGACACAGGUAUUCCAGGAGUGGCCAUGAACUUCAAUGAACAUCUAAGGAUGCCUUCCAGUGGGCCACCAGCCACAGCUUCUGGUAGAACCUUAGUAAUUUCCCACCCCAGUGCUCCAGCAAUGCCUUAUUCUGGCUCCUCAACAGUGCCUUCUACCAACACAUCUUCCACACUUAAAAUGAUCUUGGGACCGACCAUGCCUUCCUCCGAGACCCAGGCUAUGCAUCCUUCUAUGGUUCAGAUGUCCAACAGAGAGCCCUACAAUCUGGAGAUGCCUUCAGCUCAGUCUCAAUUAUUGAUGUCUUUAGAAUCCCAACAUUCUCUUGUAAACCAAUCAGUAUCCCAGGAGGGCCCCUUCAUACCUGAGGAGCCAACACCUGCUCCACAGAGGCAAGCAGAGAACGUCAACGCUCAGAGAAGGGCCUCUCCAGUUUUAAGGCCUUACGUCUGCGAGCAUAUUAACUGUGGAAAAGCUUACACCAAGCGCUCCCAUCUCUUGAGUCACCAGCGCAAGCACACAGGGGAGAAGCCAUACAAAUGCCACUGGGAAGGCUGCACGUGGUCUUUCUUCCGUUCUGAUGAGCUUGGACGACACAUGCGGAGGCACACCAGAGAUCGACCACAUCGGUGUAAUCAGUGUGGCCGAAGUUUCAUGCGCUCUGACCAUCUCAGGCAACACGAAAAGAUUCAUCAGCGAGCAUCAGAAUCCCCAGAACCUCAGGUCAACAGUGGGCAGAUGGGCAGUCCUCCUGCUGCUGGCCUUUAG
Molecule: messenger RNA, 1572 nt
Organism: Dipodomys ordii (Ord's kangaroo rat)
Lineage: Eukaryota; Metazoa; Chordata; Mammalia; Rodentia; Heteromyidae
Gene: Klf17
Product: Kruppel-like factor 17
Exons: 7
Coding region: 1-1572 (523 amino acids)
Biological process (GO): regulation of transcription by RNA polymerase II
Molecular function (GO): DNA-binding transcription factor activity, RNA polymerase II-specific; RNA polymerase II cis-regulatory region sequence-specific DNA binding
Source: RefSeq, a predicted model, not a curated record